Messenger RNA from Syngnathus typhle (broad-nosed pipefish), 5636 nucleotides. It is a transcript of the gene ano2a, whose product is annotated as anoctamin 2a. Gene Ontology annotation, molecular function: protein dimerization activity; chloride channel activity. Bases 1396 to 5232 code for a protein of 1278 amino acids. The record is from RefSeq and is a predicted model, not a curated record. Gene Ontology annotation, cellular component: plasma membrane. The transcript is spliced from 26 exons. NCBI's taxonomy places the organism in Eukaryota, Metazoa, Chordata, Actinopteri, Syngnathiformes, Syngnathidae. Gene Ontology annotation, biological process: chloride transmembrane transport.
CAAAAUUGGCUGGGUUAGGCUCCAGCAUACCUGUGACCCAAGUAAGGAAAAUAUUCCAGAAGAUGGAUAGAUAGUGUUUAAAAUUAGCAGUGUUUAAUCUGUCGGAGCGUCGUUAAUAGAUUGGCCCCCUCGGCUACACCGGGACCCUCUGCCCCUUCAUAUGAGGGUGCGUUUGUUGACCUUUCCGCAUUUGUGUUGUUGAGCUGUCAGCAGAGCUUACAGGUCGGUAAGCCUGACAGACAUGCGCAUGUGCCCUCCUGCUGAGUUUGUUCCAACAUAACAAUGUCUCUAUUAGUGCACAGGUAAUCACUAAAGAACACAAAUUAGAAUUUGAGAGCUAUUACCAUGGAAAUGGAAAUCGGAUCAAUUAUUCAGGCUUUAUUUUAACCUUGAGUCAAAACGAAAUAAACCUACUCACGUUUUGAUGAUGUGAAAAUCAGGUAAAUAUUGUUAUUCCUCAUAACCACUAUAAAAGCAGGUUUGCACAUGACAGCUUGUUAAAGUUGAAUAUGUGCUUUCUGCCAUUUUAGAGUGUUUAAUUGAUCCUCCUGUCUCUGUACCUUGCUGGUGCUAUGGUGCACACAUCAUGAUGACAGUCCAGCCUCCAAUGUCCAUCCUCGGACCUCAUAUUCUCACUUUACAUCUCAGUAGUCUGUUUACUAACAUCCAGUAGAGUGGAUUAGCGGCGCUAGCGUGUCCAUACGUUAAAUUGACUUAUGUGGAGAUGGGCGUGUCCAGUGCACACAUCUGAGGUGAAAACACAAAUCGAGGGCAUCCAUCUUUGUGCGUUAGUGCUAGCAUCUGUCCUCAUAUAAUUUUAAACUGUUGAGAUGUUUAUUUCAAGUUUCUGUUUUUAGUAUACAUGUUAAUGUGGACUAGUAUUCAUUCAGGGGAUGAUGUUACCAUUCAUACAAAGCCUAAUAGCUUUAGCCUCUGAACUUGUACUUCCUUCCUACCAGUUUAACACCCUUUUUCCGAAUUGAAUGUCUAGAUUAAAGGACAAAAAAGGUCUUUAAACAAAAAAUCCCAACAAAUGAAGCCCAGUGAUGAAAUUACCCCAGCAGAUUGUUGUAAAGGGCACCCACCCACUCACUCAGAGUUUAAUCCAAGCCUACAUCUUCAAUUGGGGCAAAAAAAAAUCGGAGCGACAGCUUUGGCUUUAAUUCUUUAUCCGCCCCUUUUAAAAAGUCACAUGAUACUGGAAAGUCAAAUCAACCUCAGAGCUCUUGAAAAAAACUUGCAAGUGGACCUUAAUAGUUGACACGGAAAGUGUGUAGCCUACUAUAUUCAGUUUUGAGUGGUCACAAUUUGUAUAGCCUACUGACAGAUGUUUCUAAAAUAUCAGAUAACACAAGUGGCUUUUUCUUUCCAGAGGGAUGAAACGAAAAAGGCCGCAUGUCCCUCGUCACAGCAAUGAGUGAGUCGUCGUCCGUUCACUCUGCAAAGCUCGUCUCAUUGGCCCGCUCGUUGACCGGACUUGGCCUCGACGCCACCAACGGGGGCCCCCCCACAGUCGGCCUGCCUGACAACGACAAGCCUGCUCCUUUGGAGUCCGGCAUCGACCUCGGUCCAGGGCUCUUUUUCGCUGACGGCAAGAGGAAGGUGGAUUAUGUGCUGUGCUACAAAUCCAAAAAAAGGCGGGCAUUCAAAGGACGCCUCUCCAUCUCGUCCAACGGCAGCAUUCCCAUCCCCAUUCCGGGUUUAUGGGAAAUGGACCCCGACUCCGGAGAGGCAGGAGGACCUGCUCCGGGAGACGUAGAGGACUCCAAGCUGACCGAGGAGGAGAAGGCUCUUAUGAGGGAUGAGUUUGAAACCGGGCUCCUUGAUGCCGGACUGCAGAUAGAACGCGAUAAAGAGAGGCCAAACGGCAUCAGCUUUAUCCGGCUGCACAUCCCGUGGACAAUACUCAGUCGAGAGGCCGAGCUUCAGAAGAUUAAAGUUGCUGUCAAAAAGAAUUGUGAGCUGCGGAAAAGGGCGGGCAUUGCAGGAAUGUGGGACUCUUUGGCAGCAAUAAUGAACACGCCGUUCCAGCCGGACGUCCCCGAUUUCGACGUCCGGCAAGACCCGCAGACGCGAGCCCGUUUUAAGACGCUCAAACAUCCUUUCAUCAGAGAUAAGCUCCACUUGUAUGACAUCACAUCAACGGAAAAUGUCUUUGAUAAUGCAACACGCAGCAGAAUAGUUGCAGAGAUUAUUUCCCGCACAACCUGCAGACACUCCUGCCAAACCACCGGCAUCAUGUCCUUAGUGGCUCGGGGCGUCUACAUCUCUGCCUUCCCUUUGCAUGACGGCCCGUUUUCCAGGAGAGGAGGUAAAGAUCAACGAAAUGACAGACAGGUUCUCCAUGAAGAAUGGGCAAACUAUGGAGUCAUGCACAAAUACCAGCCUGUGGACCUGAUCAGGAAGUACUUUGGGGAGCAGAUUGGAUUGUACUUUGCCUGGCUGGGUGUUUACACGCAGCUCCUCAUCCCUCCGUCCGUGCUGGGCAUCAUUGUUUUCCUCUACGGCAUCUUCACCGUGGACACCAAUGUGCCAAGUCAGGAGACGUGCGACGACAACCUGAACAUCACCAUGUGUCCGCUGUGCGACGGAGUAUGCGACUACUGGCGGCUGAGUUCGGUGUGCUCGCUGGCCAAAGCGUCCUACUUGUUUGACAACGGAACCACCGUUCUCUUUGCCAUCUUCAUGUCUCUAUGGGCCGCUUGCUUCCUGGAGCACUGGAAACGGCGUCAGAUGUGUCUAAAACACACCUGGGAUCUGACCAGCUUGGAGGAUGAGGAGGAAGAGCUGAGGCCCGAAUAUGAAGAAGCGUUACAGGAGAAGAAAGCCAAAAUGAAAGCCAAGUGGACAAAGAAGCUGACUCAAAGUGGGGACGGAGUGGACGGAGAGAGGGACCAGAUGCUUUCCCACCAGCUAGAGCCAGAGUCCCUGGAUAUCGAGGAUCACUUGGCAGGUUACCUCAUCAACGUGUCCACACUGCUGCUGCUGGUUUUUGUUACUUUCUCUGCCGUGUUCGGGGUGGCCGUGUAUCGCAUCUGCAUGUUAAGCGUGUGGUCCAUGAACCCCGACCCCGAGGCUAAAGCCAGCGUGAGGAUGACGGUCACCACCACGGGCAUCAUUCUCAACAUGUUAGUGGUGCUGGUGUUGGAGGAAGUCUACGGAGCCAUUGCUGUGUGGCUGACUGAGCUGGAGCUCCCAAAAACGCAGGAAGAGUUCGAGGAGAGGUUGAUCUUCAAGUCUUUCUUUCUCAAAUCCAUGAACGCCUUUGCACCUAUUUUCUAUGUGGCCUUCUUCAAGGGCAGGUUUUCCGGUCGGCCUGGAGACUAUGUUUACGUCUUUAGCGACUACCGCAUGGAGGAGUGUGCACCUCCAGGCUGCCUCAUCGAGCUUUGCAUCCAACUCAGCAUGAUCAUGCUGGGAAAACAACUUAUUCAAAAUAACGUGUUUGAGGUUCUCAUUCCUAAGUUAAGGAAGAUGUACAGAACCAUACAGGAGCAAAAAGGCAAGCACAGGAGCGCCGAGGACGAGACGGAUGAAGACGAAGAGAAGAGAUCCAAACAGCAGUUCCAUAAAGAUUUCGCCCUGGAGCCCUUUGAGGGCGUGAGUCCGGAAUACAUGGAAAUGAUCAUCCAGUACGGCUUUGUGUCUCUGUUUGUGGCUUCCUUCCCGCUGGCGCCCGCCUUCGCUCUGCUCAACAACGUCAUCGAGAUCCGCCUGGACGCCGCCAAGUUUGUGACCGAGAUCCGGCGGCCGGAUGCUGUUAGGUGUAAAGAUAUAGGAAUAUGGUACAACAUUCUCUGUGGGAUCAGCAAAUUUUCCGUCAUUACCAAUGCGUUCGUCAUCUCCUUCACAUCGGAGUUUGUGCCUCGCAUGGUGUACCAGUACAUUUACAGCGGCAAUGGCACCAUGAACGGCUACACCGAGCACUCCCUCUCCUACUUCAACGUCACCAACUUCCCGCCGGGCACCGCGCCCAACACAACAGUAUCUGUGUGCAGGUAUAAGGACUACAGGGAUCCACCAUGGGCACCGGAUGCUUACACCUUCUCGAAACAGUAUUGGUCUGUUCUGGCUGCAAAACUGCUCUUUGUCAUAUUCUUCCAGAACCUCGCCAUGUUCCUUAGUAUGCUGGUGGCCUGGUUGAUCCCCGACGUGCCGCGGUCACUGCGGGAGCAGUUGAAGAAGGAGAACAUGAUGCUGAUGGAGUUCCUGCUCAAUCAAGACCAGGAGGCCCACGCUACGUCGCUCUCCACCAAAGGCUCCGUCUUCCCCAUCCCUGCCAACAUUGACAUUGUGGUGGAGCCACCGUCAGAGGACUACCAGGUCCGGAAGGAGGUGGAAGAAGUCCAGGAGGAGGAGAUGGUGAAGGUGGAGGUUGACGUAGCUGAAGAGGAGCCCAGUCGGACUCGUGAUAGUGACUCAGAUGCCGGCGAUACUUUUGAGGAUGUCGUUGGAACGGGAGAUGAAGAGCGUGAGGAACAAGGCGAGGAGAAAGCAGAAAGGUCAGAGGAUGAAGAGGAGGAAGUAAAAGUAAAUGAUGGAGGUGAGGAAGAUGAACAGAAGGGCGUACCUCAAGGGGAGAUAAAUGAAAAAGCAGAAUAUGAGGAAGACAGUUCCAUUGUGGAUUUGGACGCCCUCAUGAUUCAGUUGGGCCUCGCAGAUGGAGACGCCUCAUCACUCAAAGAUACAGAAAUCCCACAGUCAAGCUUCAAAGAAGAACUUCCAUCUAAAAGAGCUUCCUGCCAGUCACUGAGCAGCCCCAUGGCGGAAUUAGCACCCUCCCACACGGACGCGAGGCUCUUUGCGCCCAUCGCUCCUCCGCCCCGAGAACGGGGCACCGGGGCCAAGGCCCGCUGCUCCACCCUGCCUUCACGCCGCCAAGGGGCGGAGACGUGUUACAGCCUGCCGAGACCCAGCAGCCUCUCUCGAUUCCAUCAGCAGCCGUCUCUCGUGCCGCUGGUCCCCCUCCGACCUUCGCCGUCAGCCGAGCCCAAGAGCGAAUCCCCGCGGCAACCCCCCAGCUCCGGCGAACUCUUCUCUCUCAAAGGCCCCCCUCCACCUCAGCAGCCUCGCUCAAGAGACAAAGCCCGGUGCUCCACCCUGCCCUCCAGACAAAGACCCCCCGAAUCGGAAGAGCGCCCUACCAAACCGAGCCAAUCCAUCAGCUUCACAAAGCUGGGAGACCGAGUGCCCCCUUCCCCCAGUGAACUUAAACGCAACACGGCAGUAUGAGAGAAAAAAGAUGGGGUGGGGAUGAGGGGGACAAUCCAGAUUAUUAUCUCGUCUGUGCCUGGAGCCUCACCUGCCCCCUUAUUUCCUAAAUAAGACCCUCCUUAUCUUUUUCAAUUGUUUAUACAACAGAAAGACAAUUCAGAGAUAGCGAUGCUCCGAAAGGCCACUCGCCGCUCAACACUGGAACUCUUUUUACUCUUCUCGUUGUUGUUUUUUAUCCCACAGAUGCAGCUCAAAUAGCUUCCCCCCUCCUUCUCCACGACGCUCAGCUUUCCCCAUACGUCUAUAGAAGAGCAUGGGAGCUAUACAAUCGGGAGUUACGCUCGUAGAUGAAAUGUUGAUUUAUAGAGGUUUUGAUAUACAAAAGAAGGCAAAAAUGAUAAUAAAAGAACAACAUAUUUUUA